Messenger RNA from Jaculus jaculus (lesser Egyptian jerboa), 4853 nucleotides. It is a transcript of the gene Itga11, whose product is annotated as integrin subunit alpha 11. The record is from RefSeq and is a predicted model, not a curated record. Gene Ontology annotation, biological process: cell-matrix adhesion; integrin-mediated signaling pathway; cell adhesion mediated by integrin. Lineage: Eukaryota; Metazoa; Chordata; Mammalia; Rodentia; Dipodidae. Gene Ontology annotation, cellular component: external side of plasma membrane; integrin complex. The transcript has 30 exons. The coding region runs from base 58 to 3633 and encodes 1191 amino acids. Gene Ontology annotation, molecular function: integrin binding.
GGGCUAGCGGUGCAGUCUCGGGGCGCCGCGCCACCGCUCCACGCGCCACACCCGGCCAUGGACCUGCCCAGGAGCCUUCUGGUGGCCUGGGCGCUCAGCCUCUGGCCAGGGUUCACGGACGCCUUCAACAUGGACACCAGGAAUCCUCGGAUCAUCUCUGGCCCCAAGGCCGCUUUCUUUGGCUACACGGUGCAGCAGCAAGAUGUCAGUGGCAAGAAGUGGCUAGUUGUGGGCGCCCCUCUCGAAACCAACGGCCACCAGAAGACAGGAGACGUGUACAAGUGUCCAGUGACCCAUGGCAACUGCACCAAGCUCAACCUGGGAAGAGUCACCUUAUCCAACGUGUCGGAGAGGAAGGACAACAUGCGCCUCGGGCUGAGCCUCGCCACCAACCCCAAGGACAACAGCUUCCUGGCCUGCAGCCCCCUGUGGUCUCACGAGUGCGGGAGUUCCUACUACACCACCGGCAUGUGCUCCAGAGUCAACUCCAACUUCAGGUUCUCGAAGACCGUGGCGCCGGCUCUCCAAAGGUGUCAGACCUACAUGGACAUCAUCAUUGUCCUGGAUGGUUCCAACAGCAUCUACCCGUGGGUGGAGGUCCAGCACUUUCUUAUCAACAUCCUGAAGAAGUUUUACAUCGGCCCAGGGCAGAUCCAGGUCGGAGUCGUUCAGUAUGGAGAAGAUGCGGUCCAUGAGUUUCACCUCAAUGACUACAGGUCUGUAAAAGACGUGGUGGAAGCUGCCAGCCACAUUGAACAGAGAGGAGGGACAGAGACCCGGACGGCAUUUGGCAUUGAAUUUGCUCGCUCGGAGGCUUUCCGGAAGGGCGGGAGGAAAGGCGCUAAGAAGGUGAUGAUUGUCAUCACGGACGGGGAGUCCCACGAUAGCCCGGACCUGGAGAAGGUGAUCCAGCACAGUGAGAAGGACAACGUGACCAGAUACGCUGUGGCCGUCCUGGGCUACUACAACCGCAGAGGCAUCAACCCAGAAACUUUCCUGAAUGAAAUCAAAUACAUUGCCAGCGACCCAGAUGACAAGCACUUCUUCAAUGUCACCGAUGAGGCGGCCCUGAAGGACAUUGUGGAUGCUCUCGGGGACAGGAUCUUCAGCCUGGAAGGUACCAACAAGAACGAAACGUCCUUUGGGCUGGAGAUGUCGCAGACCGGCUUUUCCUCACACGUGGUGGAGGACGGGAUUCUGCUCGGAGCUGUGGGAGCUUAUGACUGGAACGGGGCCGUGCUGAAGGAAACGAGCGCGGGCAAGGUGAUUCCUCACCGAGAGUCCUACCUCAAGGAGUUUCCCGAGGAGCUCAAGAACCAUGGCGCUUACCUGGGGUACACGGUGACGUCGGUCAUGUCCUCCAGGCAGGGGCGAGUGUAUGUGGCCGGAGCCCCCAGGUUCAACCACACGGGCAAAGUCAUCCUGUUCACCAUGCACAACAACCGAAGCCUCACCAUCCACCAGGCUCUGCGGGGCGAGCAGAUAGGUUCCUACUUUGGGAGUGAGAUCACCUCGGUGGACAUCGACGACGACGGGCUGACGGACAUCCUGCUGGUGGGCGCCCCCAUGUACUUCAGCGAGGGCCGCGAGCGGGGCAAGGUGUACAUGUACAGCCUCAGACAGGGCUUGCAGAACCGAUUUGUUUAUAACGGCACGCUGAAGGAUUCCCACAGCUACCAGAAUGCCCGGUUUGGGGCGUGCAUCGCCUCUGUUCGAGACCUCAACCAAGAUUCGUACAAUGACGUGGUGGUGGGGGCCCCUCUGGAGGACAGCCACGGAGGGGUCAUCUACAUCUUCCACGGCUUCCGUAACAGCAUCCUGAAGACUCCGAAGCAGAGAAUCUCAGCGUCAGAGCUGACUUCCGGCCUCCAGCACUUUGGCUGCAGCAUCCACGGGCAGCUGGACCUCAAUGAUGAUGGACUCGUGGACCUGGCAGUGGGCGCCCUUGGCCACGCGGUGAUCUUGUGGUCCCGGCCUGUGGUUCGGAUCAAUGCCAGCCUCCGCUUUGAGCCAUCCAAGAUCAACAUCUUCCACAAGGACUGCAUGCGCAAUGGCAGGGAAGCCACCUGCCUGGCCGCCUUCCUCUGCUUCGUGCCCCUCUUCCUGGCACCCUAUUUCCAAACGGCAACUGUCGGCAUCAGGUAUAAUGCCACCAUGGACGAGAGGCGCUACAUGCCGCGGGCUCACCUGGAUGAAGGUGGGGACCAGUUCACCAACAGGGCUGUCCUGCUCACCUCGGGCCAAGAGCAUUGCCAGCGGAUCAGCUUCCAUGUCCUGGACACUGCCGACUACGUGAAGCCAGUGGCCUUCUCCGUUGAGUACUCCCUGGAAGACCCCGACCACGGGCCCAUGCUGGACGACGGCUGGCCCACUACCCUCAGAGUCUCGGUGCCCUUCUGGAAUGGCUGUAAUGAGGAUGAGCACUGUGUCCCUGACCUCGUGUUGGAUGCCCGGAGUGAUCUGCCCACGGCGAUGGAGUACUGCCAGCGUGUGCUGAGGAAGUCUGCCCAGGACUGCGCCACAUACACGCGGUCCUUUGACACCACCAUUUUCAUCAUAGAGAGCACACGCCGCCGGGUGGCAGUGGAGGCCACGCUGGAGAACAGGGGCGAGAAUGCCUAUGGCACCGUCUUAAACAUCUCACAGUCGGAAAACUUGCAGUUUGCCAGCCUGAUCCAGAAGGAUGACUCUGACAGCAGCAUCGAGUGCGUGAACGAGGAGAGGAAGCUGCACAAGAAAAUCUGCAACGUCAGCUACCCCUUCUUCAAGGCCAAGGCCAAGGUGUCCUUCCGUCUAGACUUCGAGUUCAGCAAGUCCAUCUUCCUGCAUCACCUGCAGAUCCAGCUCCGCUCCAGCAGUGACAGCGACGAGCAGGACAGCACCAAGGAGGACAAUACGGCCCUCCUGCGCUUCCACCUCAAGUACGAGGCCGACGUCCUCUUCACCAGGAGCAGCAGCCUGAGCCACUACGAAGUCAAGGCCAACAGCUCCCUGGACAGAUAUGAUGGCAUGGGGCCUCCCUUCAACUGUGUUUUCAAGGUGCAGAACCUGGGCUUCUUCCCUAUCCAUGGGGUGAUGAUGAAGGUCACUGUGCCCAUCGCCACCAGGGGUGGCAAUCGCCUGUUGAUGCUGCGGGACUUCUUCACGGACCAGGUGAACACCUCCUGUAACAUCUGGGGCAACGGCACCGAGUACCGAACGACGCCAACUGAGGAAGACUUGAGUCGCGCCCCACAGCUGAACCACAGCACCUCCGAUGUCGUCUCCAUCAACUGCAACGUGAGGUUGGCCCCAAACCAGGAAACUGCCUUCUACCUGGUGGGGAACCUGUGGUUGAGGACCCUAAAAGCACUCAAGUUCCGGUCCAUGAAGAUCACAGUAAAUGCAGCCUUGCACAGGCAGUUCCACAGCCCCUUCAUUUUCCGAGAGGAGGACCCCAGCCGUCAGAUCACAUUUGAGAUCUCCAAGCAAGAAGACUGGCAGGUCCCCAUCUGGGUCAUCGUGGGCAGCACACUGGGGGGCCUUCUGCUGCUGGCCCUACUGGUCCUGGCUCUGUGGAAGCUCGGCUUCUUUAAAAGUGCCAAGCGCAAGAGGGAACCUGGCCUGGACCCCAUCCCUAAAGAGCUGGAGUGAGGUUUCAGCGGACGCUUCAAGUUGAUGAGGGCUGGACGCCAGACCAGUCCCGGGGUGUGCAGGUCCAGGCCUGCUGUUCCCCCGAAGCUGGAGCAGAGAGGACGCCAGCUGGCUUUGCACUCAACCUCAUCUCCCAAGCAAUGGCGCCCGAUCCCCUCUGGGAUGGACCUCAAGCCUGCGUUGGGAGGAGCCUCCCUAGCGGGAGGCUGGAACACCUCCAGGACAGAUCCCUAAGGGUUUAAAGGGAUCCCUCCACGGCCUCCCCAGGGUCUGUGAACAAACAUCAGUCGCCCCAGCCACUAAGGUGCUAGGAAUAGCUAACCGUACCCACCUCUGAAGAGACCCGGGUGAAAGACAAACUCAGUCUGCACACUUCAUCUGAACCUCUUCUUCCAGAAGGACCCUACAACCUCGGCACACCCAAACUCUGCAAAACGCCCUCUCGCCUUUCUCAUCACGACAUUGGGCUCCCAUGUCUCAGCUAACUCCCUGAAGUUCUCCAUGCAUGAGCCUGAGCCCGAAGGCUUGGGGGUGACAGCCGCGGGCCAGGCAUGACGACAGACUGAGAUUGACAGACUGUGCCUGAUGCGCAGGUGGGGCCUGGGAUGCUGGCUGCGGGAGGGCACUUGCGUGUCACCCUGACCACCACCUGCACACUCGCCUUGCCUGUUCCAGCCUCCCCCACCCAUUCCUGGCUGCUUUUGUUCCCAGGUACCUCGUGGGGAACCUCGUAGAUGACACAGUCCCUUGGGCUCCCCAUACUCACUUGUCUUCCCCCUGCAGCCUGCCCCGGCACAAACGCAUUGGCCUUGGCUGCAGCCGAGCACAGGGCUGAGAAAGUGGGGGGAGGGAGCCCCCUUCUCCUAGCAUGUGUCCCUACGCAUACACACAAGCAUGCGCCCCUCCCUCCCACCCACCAGGGCGUGGGAGAAGAAGGGCUCCAGGGCGCCGUGGAGGGGCCUCUCUGGAGUGCGCUGUCAAAGCCCAUCAAAGGACGCUCAGCUGCCUGGGAGACGCACAGCUCGCCCGCCAGGCCACAAGACAAGUGACAUGACCAACAAUGGCACCCCAAGGACAAGGGCAUGCUGGGUGCCCAGCAGAGUAAUUUAUGCCUCAACCUUUUAUUUUGUUGUUCAGAUAGAAGUGGAAAAAAGAGAAAAAAAAAGGCACACCCAAGGCAUCGGUUCCCCUGUGCAUAGCACGACCUUUAACUGUGGAAA